AUGGUUUGUUGUAAUAAAAAGGUUUGUAGUCGCCUAUUUUCUCAAGUAAGUACACUAUUCGGAAUUGAUUUUGAAAUUCGUGGUAUUAAAAAUAUCCCUAAAGACAAGAGCUGUUUAAUAAUUGGGCCUCAUCAGAGUAUCAUUGAUGCAGCAGGUUUAUACAAGGCAUUUCCGUUGUUUUGGAAAACUGUAGUUGUAGUUAAAAAGGAAUUAAAAGAAAUACCGGUUUUGGGUUAUUUUCUUUCUUUAAUAGAAUGUUUUAUAUUUAUCAAUCGUCAAGAUCGAAAUGAAACUAUUGAAACUUAUCGUAGCGUACUAAAUAGUAACAAAGAUCAAGUUGUACAUUUUGCUGUAUUUAUCGAAGGUACUAGAAAUUUAAAACGAAAAUUACUUCCAUUCAAAAGAGCACCUUUCAAAUUAGCCUUGGAAUAUAGAUUACCUAUAUUAAUGAUCGCAAACUCACAGUAUGAAUGGUACCGAAAGGAUAAACCUAAAACAACAAUCAAUGCUUUAACUAAAAUUUUGCCUGCAAUGCCAAUUGAAAACUUCAAUGAAGAGAAUAUUCAUGAAUUGAUUCAAUACUGCCAGGAUACAUUACAGAUGGAAUGUGAUAAGUUAAAUAAAGAAAUUGAUGAAAGAGAUCAGGUCCAGUAA
Molecule: messenger RNA, 654 nt
Organism: Condylostylus longicornis
Lineage: Eukaryota; Metazoa; Arthropoda; Insecta; Diptera; Dolichopodidae
Product: putative 1-acyl-sn-glycerol-3-phosphate acyltransferase acl-1
Exons: 3
Coding region: 1-654 (217 amino acids)
Biological process (GO): phosphatidic acid biosynthetic process
Cellular component (GO): endoplasmic reticulum
Molecular function (GO): 1-acylglycerol-3-phosphate O-acyltransferase activity
Source: RefSeq, a predicted model, not a curated record